This is a messenger RNA of Oncorhynchus mykiss (rainbow trout), 2919 nucleotides long. RefSeq names its product lysine demethylase 8 (gene kdm8). Lineage: Eukaryota; Metazoa; Chordata; Actinopteri; Salmoniformes; Salmonidae. Gene Ontology annotation, cellular component: nucleus. The record is from RefSeq and is a predicted model, not a curated record. Gene Ontology annotation, molecular function: histone H3K36 demethylase activity.
GAGGCUAGAUCAAACUGUCCACUCUUCAGACUGGAGCAAGGGGAAUAACGUUGAUGUUUUUUACGAAAAAUGUGCUACGUGCAAAAUAAUGUGAUAUUACUGUUUGCAUGAUCGAACCCUAUCAUCACGUCGACAAGGAACAUAAAUAAUGUAUUCCUUUUCUACACGGAGAUAUUUUAUUGCAACACCAGCGUCUACUUGUGUCAAUAACGGUAGCUAAACGUGUUUUGUGAAUUAUCUAAAUUAUUAGAGCGUUUUCUAUUUAUUUGUCCACAUGUUGUAAUAUCAUUGUCGGGCUAUUAAAUAUAACACGUGCCCAGUGAUGAUACGUUUGUUUGUGGAAGAGCCAUAUAGUAUUUCAUUAGAUAUCUGAUCCACUCUAACAAUAUUUGGGGAUAGGGGUCUUUGUUUCUUGCUCUUACCGGAAUCGAGGUUCAGGGGUCUCGCUCCCUGAAAAUCUCUGUCUCUUCAUAUUUAACUCAUUUACAUCAUGUCACACGUGAGGAAGGAUAUGGAAAAUUGUGGUUUUAAUAGAAGUCUUGUGUAUUCAUUAGAGUUAACAGGUAGCAAAGGUUUUGCAGCACUAGCCUAUGGCAGAACUGUGGUCAGCUAUCUCUGCUGCUUUGCCUGUGACGGAGGCAGAAUUUCCACUUGACUUCAGUGAAAAAGUUGAGCCCAGUGUGGUGGAUGUGCUGAAACGUUGCAGGCAGCAGCUGUACACCGGGAGCGGUCGAUGGAGGCAAAAUGCUCAGAUCAUCUUGGACUUUUCCUGGGAGAAGCUCAACACAGGAACAUGGCGUGAUGUGGACAAGGAGUGGAGGUGUUUGUAUUCAUAUGGCUGCCUGUUCAAAGUAGCUGCCCUAUGCCGUGAUGACGCCUCAUCAGCUAGAGUGCAGGAGGCCAUACGGACAUGUGACUUGGGCCUGCUCAUGGGGGCAGCCAUCAUGGACAAUAUUUUACAAACCUUUGUAAGGAUCCUGCAAAAUGAAAUCGGGAAGAGGCACUCCAAUGAGGAGAAUCCUAGUGAAGGCGUUAGUGCCAAGAAAAUGAAGGUUGACUGUGUGUCAGUGCCCGUUGUCAAGCAGGCUCUGGCAGUACCAAGGGUACACUGUCCAUCAUUGGAGAGUUUCAAGAAAGAUUACUUGGAUCCCCAAAAGCCAGUCAUAUUAGAGGGUAUCAUAGAUCACUGGCCAGCCUUCAAAAAUCACCCUUGGAGCAUAGAAUACCUGCAAACUGUUGCUGGUUGUCGGACUGUACCUGUUGAAGUGGGCUCAAGAUAUACCGAUGAGGAAUGGUCACAGACGCUGCUUACGGUCAAUGAAUUCAUCGAUCGCUAUAUUGUUGUGAAAGACGCAUCAAGUUUGGGAUAUCUUGCUCAGCACCAGCUAUUUGAUCAGGUCCCCGAGCUUAAAGACGACAUCCGUAUCCCUGACUACUGUUGUCUUGGUGAGGGAGAUGAAGAUGACAUCACAAUCAACGCUUGGUUUGGGCCAGGAGGUACAGUGUCCCCCCUUCAUCAAGAUCCUCAACAGAACUUCCUGGCUCAGGUGGUUGGGAGAAAGUACAUUCGUCUGUAUUCCCCUGAGGACACCGAGAAACUCUACCCUCACCAAUUGCAGCUCCUACACAACACUAGUCAGGUGGAGGUGGAAAGUCCAGACGUGGUGCGAUUCCCAGAGUUUGUGAAGGCUCCCUACCUAGAGUGUGUGUUGCAGCCUGGGGAGGUCUUAUUCAUCCCAGUCAAGCACUGGCAUUACGUGCGUUCUUUGGAGCUCAGCUUUUCUGUGAGCUUCUGGUGGUCAUGACCCACGAUGAGGGAUCCAGAUUCAGGUUGUUUUUAGUCAGAAUUUUGAUUAUUGCAGUGGUCUUGUAAAAUGCAAGUCCUGUGCUCACGUAUGUUGUGACUUAGGUCUGAAUGUUAUUUUCUUCUUAAACAAUCAUUAACAUGUCUGUCCUUUCAUUGCUUCAGCCCUCUCAGCCUCAUCCACCAAAUGGCUUUAAAAACACCUUAUUCUAUAAACAAAUUCAUGGUUAAGUGACAAUGGUAAUUCAAAAAGGAAUAAGGUUGGAAACGAGUCUCAAUUUACAUAGUUCACAACUUACAACGGUGAUUCAUGUUGAAGAAUUAUGGAAAAUUUGCUGAACUCAAUUAACUUGAGUAGAGCAAAAUGGCCUUCACUAUGGCUAUUUUACAUAAUUAAAAGUGUCCCACCUCAUAUCCAUGACAAAGGAAAGCCAGUUGUGUUCAAUCUAUCAACACUUGAAUGUGAUUAUGGCACACAUUGAAUUCCAAGCUACCUGCAUGAUUGGCGCUUGCUUCUACUCAUUAAUAAAUUAAAAGAAGGAGCAGUUAGUGUAUGCUCAUUUCCUACUGCAUAUAAAAUAUGGAGUUGUUACCCAUUUAAUUUAAUAGGGUAUGCUUUUUCAAAUUAGCAUGUGUAAUUGUUCCCAAAUUAUUCCUGCAGAUACUCAAAGAUGAGGUAAUGUCCAUAAUUUAUUCAAAUAAGGCAGUACUAUUCUAAUUUAACAACCUAAUGAACCACAGGCACAAAUUAUGGACAAACAGCUUUCAAUUUAAACUGCCUGAACGAAUGAUUGAAGUAGUUGCCACACUUCCCAGAAUUGCUCCCCUGGAAAGUAACUUAAUAUAAUCAAGUUAAGAGUGGAGCUCACGGGAGACCAUUGACGAUUCAAUGAAAGUUAUUUGAGGGUGUGAGAUUCCAUUGGACCCCACAUAAUGUGGUUGACCAAUAAUUGCUAGUGCACACACAUCGACAAGCCAAUUUGCCUCUUUGCAUUAUAAGCUGACGUUAGCUCACAGAUGAAAGUGGUUAGCUACACUGAACAAAAAUAUAAACGCAACAUGCAAAGUGUUGGUACCAUGUUUCAUGAGCUGAAAUAAAAUAUCCCAGAAAUGUU